Messenger RNA from Neoarthrinium moseri, 1668 nucleotides. RefSeq lists its product as uncharacterized. Lineage: Eukaryota; Fungi; Ascomycota; Sordariomycetes; Amphisphaeriales; Apiosporaceae. The transcript has 10 exons. Gene Ontology annotation, molecular function: transmembrane transporter activity. Gene Ontology annotation, cellular component: membrane. Gene Ontology annotation, biological process: transmembrane transport. The record is from RefSeq and is a predicted model, not a curated record. Bases 1 to 1668 code for a protein of 555 amino acids.
AUGGCGGAAAAGCAAAUCGUCACCAGCGAGGACAACCCCCCAACCAGUCGGGGGAAGCCCGAGGGCGGCGCACACGCCGCUCCCGGUUCAGACGAGCAACGCCAGUACGAGCCUCUCCGCAACCCGGCUCGGCCAUCGCCGCUGUCGAGGCCCGGGUCGGCAACGUCCAGCUCCAUACGGCGCAUGCGGUCCAACAAUGGCCACGGAUGCGAUGACUUGGAACCCGGCACCGACGAGUCCGACACAACCGCCCAAGGUGACGCGGCCGCUGACAAGGACCCCUUUGAAGUCGCUUGGGACGGCGAUGACGACCCCUUGUGCCCACGUAGCAUGUCGUUGCUGCACAAAUGGGCCAUCGUCAUGAUUGUCGGAUUGGGAAGCCUCUGCGUGACCUGCGCGAGCUCUAUAUACACCUUUACGUACGAGCAGAUGGACCCCGAGUUUGGCAUCUCGAGGAUAGUCGCCACUCUCGGUCUUUCAACAUUCGUCCUCGGAAUCGCUCUCGGGCCCCUCCUCAUGAGUCCACUUAGUGAGUUCUAUGGCAGGCGUCCAAUCUACCUGGUCUCUUGGGCCAUGUUUUUGAUCUGGAUCAUCCCCUCUGCCGUGGCUCAGAAUGCCGAGACAAUGCUUGUGGCUCGAUUCUUUGAUGGGUUUGCCGGCAGUUCAUUUCUCAGUGUUGCGGGCGGAACCGUCAGUGACAUAUUCCGGCGAGAUGCCAUCCAGGCCCCGAUGAGCAUUAUCUCGCUGAGCCCGCUUAUCGGCCCGAGCCUAGGGCCCCUGCUGGGUGGCUUCAUCAAUUCAAAUACCAACUGGCGAUGGACGUAUUACUUUCUCAUCAUGUGGUCGGUCGUGAUGCUGGUGUGCAUCGUACUAUUCGCACCAGAGACAUAUCACCCCAUCAAGCUGCGGGACAAGGCGCGCAGGCUCCGGGAGGAAACCGGGGACGACCGGUGGAAAGCACCGAUGGAGAAGAUGGAGAAAUCCAUCCCCAGGACGGUCGGCUACUCUCUACUGCGGCCGUUCCAGCUGUUGGCAUUCGAGCCAAUGUGCCUCUUCCUCGAUCUCUUCGCGGCCAUUCUGCUGGGGAUCCUGUACCUGUUCUUCGGGGCGUUUGGCGUGGUAUUCGGGGACGUGUACGGAUUCAACCUGUGGCAGACGGGCCUGUCCUUCCUGGGCAUCUUCUUCGGGAUGAUCAUGGCAUCGGCCAGCACCCCGAUCUGGCGCCGUGUUCAUGGCCGGCUCGUGGCAGAGAAUGGUGGGCGCUCGGAGCCCGAGUACCAGCUCCCCUCGGGAAUCGCGGGAGCCGUGCUUGUGACGGCCGGUCUCUUCAUGUUUGCGUGGACUGCAUACCCGUGGGUACACUGGAUCGUCCCGAUCAUAGGGUCAGGAAUAUUUGGCUUGGGGGCGCUCCUCGUCUUUACUAGUAUCUUUACGUUCUUAGUUGAUGCUUACCCCCGAUACGCCGCAUCUGCCCUGGGAGCGAACGCCUUUACCCGAUGCGCAUUUGCAGCGGCCUUUCCGCUGUUUGGCUUACAGAUGUACCACAAGCUGGGGCACCAGUGGGCAUCAAGUCUGCUUGCGUUUUUGACGCUAGCCAUGUUGCCGUUCCCGUACCUCUUCUUCCGCUACGGGAAACGACUGAGGAAGAAUAGCAGAUUUGCUAGCUAA